AAAAAAAAGAAAAGAAAAGAAAACUCCUCGAUCGCUGCCCAAUGCGCUAAAAUGCGCCGCUGCUGAAAACUCCACUCACUGUGUGCUUAGACUCCUCUCCCAUGGCGCCUCUUGGACCAGCGGCAUUGCUCGGUUUACUGCUGCUACCGGCGGUUGUUUUCGGUGUGCGACUCUCUUCGACGCCGGCUGCUACAGAUUGCCCAUUGAACUUGAGUGGGUCAAAUUUUUCUCUGGCUGCUUCCCUUUGCUCCGACCAAGAGGAUAGAGGAAUGUGUUGUCGUUAUAUUAAUGCCUUGAUAGCAAUUUCCAUUUCCCGGUAUGCAAACACAACAAGCAAUCUCGGGGUAUCUCCAUAUUUAUCUGAUACCUGCCUCCAGACAAUAUCCAAAACUUUCAAGCUAUACGGAGUGAGACAGAAUGCAUCGGUUUUCUGUGGGUUCGGGACAAAAAUACCUAUGAACUAUGACUGCCAGGGCCGGACGACCGUUACACAGAUGCUUCAAUCUCCAAAGUUCAGUGAUGUUGCUGAAAAUUGCAAGGCGCCUCUUUCGGCCGAUAAAGCCUGUCGAAAAUGCUUGAAUGCUGGCAUUCUUUAUCUCCGAAAUCUACUGGGGCCAGUGGACAAUGUGACGUUGAGCACAUGUAGGGAUGCAACUUUUGCUGCCAUUGCCAGCCAAGUUGAUUACUCGUCGACUAUUGACAUCGCUGGCUGUUUUUUUGGGGUUCAGGGUCUUAUAACUUUAACAGGUUCUUCCUCAAAUUCAACUGAAUUAUCUGCCAGUCCACCAGUUGCUGCUAGUCCAACUCAGCUUUCCUUAAUCUCGACUGCGAAGGAAAAUCGCCAACACUACCACCUCACAGUGGUCCCAGGCAUUGGUAUUGCAGUUACAGCACUUGCUAUCACAAUGGUUGCUGUAUUAGUUGUCCUCAUUCGGAGGAAAAGCCGAGAGCUGGUGGAUGACUCCGAUUUAAAUGAUGAGACAUCCCCAAAGGCCAUUGCUCUUCAAUCUAGAAAGCUUCAGGAUGGUCCCCCCUGUAUGUUCAGAAAAUUCAGCUACAGAGAGACAAAGAAAGCUACAAAUAACUUUAGCACUGUUAUUGGACAAGGGGGAUUUGGAGUUGUAUACAAGGGUGAGUUUCAAGAUGGUUUAGUUGCAGCAGUUAAGAGGAUGAGUAAAGUUUCAGAGCAGGCAAAUGAUGAAUUUUGCAGGGAAUUAGAGCUUCUUGCUCGACUACAUCAUCGCCAUCUUGUUGCUCUCAGAGGCUUCUGUAUGGAAAGGCGUGAGAGGUUUCUAAUGUAUGAAUUUAUGGCGAAUGGAAGCUUAAAGGAUCAUCUCCACACACAAGGGAGAAGUCCUCUCAGCUGGCGUGCAAGAAUCCAAAUUGCCAUUGAUGUAGCAAAUGCACUGGAAUACCUCCAUUUUUACUGUGAUCCUCCUUUGUGCCAUAGAGAUAUCAAAUCGAGCAAUAUACUACUAGACGAAAACUUUGUGGCUAAGGUUGCUGAUUUUGGCCUUGUGCACGCGUCAAAAGAUGGUUCCAUUUGCUUCGAACCCGUAAACACAGAUAUACGAGGGACUCCAGGUUAUCUGGACCCAGAGUACGUGAUGACGAACGAGCUGACCGAAAAGAGUGACGUGUACAGCUACGGGGUCGUUUUGCUGGAGCUUGUCACGGGUAAACGGGCCGUACAAGACAACAAGAACCUAGUCGAGUGGGCCCAGGCCUACUUCACACCAGAGUCGAGGAUAACCGAGCUUGCUGACCCCUACCUUGGGGACUCGUUCGAAUUUGACCAGCUUCAAACCGUCUUAACGCUCGUUAGAUGGUGCACGCAGAGAGAAGGCAGGUCCAGGCCUUCAAUAAAACAGGUGUUGAGGCUUUUGUAUGAGAGCUUCGACCCGUUGCACAGUGGGUUUGUGGAGGCCGUGGAAGAUGAAGAGUUCGAAGAGAAUGAGAGUCGGGGAACGAAGAACAGGGGUAAAAAUGUCUUUUUUUUGGCGAACUCCUCGUCGAGCACAACUCGAUCGAAUUGUAGUAGAAGUUUUUUGCUGGAGAUGGGGUCUCCUCAGUCGCCUCAUAACACACCGUCUCUUUAGAAUUUAGCCGUAUAUUGGAGUGGUUUGUGGUGUGGUUAUUGUUGAGUGAGCUUGUUUGACUCUUAAAGUGUAGAAAAGGGGACUUCUUUAAGUUCGUUCAUAUUUCCACUGAUUAAGAAGGGAGAAAGUUCUUCAAAUCUUUUUGAUUUCACUCCGUAGUUCUUAUUGCUUCAGUCUUUCAGAUGUAUGUCCUGGCAUAACAUUCAUUUUUUUGUUAACCAAAGAAUGAAUGCGAUUGAGAUA
Messenger RNA from Striga asiatica, 2342 nucleotides. NCBI's taxonomy places the organism in Eukaryota, Viridiplantae, Streptophyta, Magnoliopsida, Lamiales, Orobanchaceae. The record is from the annotation of a GenBank genome assembly.